Molecule: messenger RNA, 2903 nt
Organism: Alligator sinensis (Chinese alligator)
Lineage: Eukaryota; Metazoa; Chordata; Crocodylia; Alligatoridae
Gene: DCTN5
Product: dynactin subunit 5
Exons: 6
Source: RefSeq, a predicted model, not a curated record
GCGUGGGGCAGGGCUCAGGCCCCCGAGCAGGGGCAGUGUGCGGUGGGCACUGCUGAGCGCGGCCGUCUCGCCCGGCAGGCGUCGGGGAACAAGGUGAGCCGGCAGUCCGUGCUGUGCGGGAGCCAGAACAUCGUGCUGAACGGGAAGACCAUAGUCAUGAACGACUGCAUUAUUCGUGGUGAUCUGGCCAAUGUCCGGGUUGGACGACACUGCGUGGUGAAAAGCCGAAGCGUCAUUAGACCGCCCUUCAAGAAGUUCAGCAAGGGGGUUGCUUUCUUCCCUCUCCACAUUGGGGAUCAUGUCUUCAUAGAAGAAGACUGCGUUGUCAACGCUGCCCAGAUUGGUUCCUACGUUCACAUAGGCAAGAACUGUGUCAUUGGGCGGCGAUGUGUUCUGAAAGACUGCUGCAAAAUCCUAGACAACACUGUGCUACCCCCUGAGACGGUGGUGCCACCUUUCACGGUCUUCUCAGGCUGCCCAGGGCUCUUCUCUGGAGAACUCCCAGAAUGCACCCAGGAGCUCAUGAUUGAUGUUACAAAGAGCUAUUACCAGAAGUUCUUGCCACUUACUCAGGUGGCCUCGGCCAGGGUCUGAGCCCAAGUCAGCUGCGAAGACCUCUCACCCAACACUUAAAAUCCCUUAGUUUGGCCAUUUUAACCUGCAUCCUUCGAAGCGUGGCUGUCCCAGGCUCGUCUCCACACCUGUGCCUGCUGGCUGGGAUGACAGCAUGUCGCUGGGUCGCUGCCUGCCUCGCCAGCCCUUGGGAAGUGGUAGUUUCCUGACGUCCACACUUAGCCUCUCGUGGUUCAAAGAGGUUUUGCUGCCUAGAUCCGGAGCACAAGGUAGCCGUGGAGCUGGCUGGCUUUGAGCACGAGGAGGACUGCGCUGUGCUGGGCACGGGGUAGGGGGACUCUAGUUCCUUGAGGCCGAUGAGUUGUUUAAACCACAAUAAACCCUCCUGCCCCUGUCACUCCAUGGGCUAGAACAGCCCAGCCCUGUUGCAGAUGGGAGAGGGCUGCUGGCCGCAUCCUGCCAUGCUGGCGGGGAACAAUUAACACGAUAAGCAGCACUUGGGACCACAACCAAGCAUAGGCUUUAGGAAGCUGCCUCUCCCAGCUCCUGGGACCAGGGUCCCCCGCAGGCCCCAACAGUUGAUUUCCUUUCAUUUUACUAAUUCCGGCUCUGUGCUGCAUGUAACUGCUGGCUGUUUGCAGGGCCACAUGGAGAAGGGGAAGGGAUCCAGAUCCCAGAAAUAUUGCUGGGAGUUGUCUCUGCUUUGCCAGGAGCAGAGCUCCCCAGGACAGCCCAGUGUAGCAGUUCGCCACUGGUGCAAUGGCAGUGCCUUGCAGGCCCUGCUCCCUCACCCCUGCCCCACCUCUCGUGUGAGCCCUGAACUUUUAAGCCCCUUCUAGAAAGAUCAGCAGCUCUAGCUCAAGCUACCAGCCAGCUGCGGUGUGGCUAAACUGAGCUGUGUCUCGGAGAAGGCUCAGCUAGCUGCUUGCCCAGGCGCAGAACAUGCUGGCUUGGACUGCUCUGUCCCCUUCGUGCUGCUGGGAAUGAACGAGACAGGCUUAAUGUGGAGAGCAAAGCCCGCAAGGCCUGUUUGUAAACUAACCCAGAAGGCAGAGCUGGUGCUGGGCCCUGCCGCCUCUAUUUAAAGUUCAUGCGGGGAGUUCCCGGGAGCCAGGGGCUGGGCAGAGCCGCGGGGGUGUCACCACCUGUCCCAGCCCUGCCUCCUUGCUGUGACCGGGGAGAGGAGAGCCCCGUUCCCCUAGAGCACAAGUGUCUCCUCUGGGCUGCUGCAGCAAGCAGGCCUCUGGGCCUGGUACCCACAGCUACGGGGCACUAAGAAGGGCAUGGUGUCAGCCUCCAGCCAGGCCAUGCAAAGACCAGCCGAUGGGUGUUGGAAGCCACCCAGCUCAGGGCACACAUGCCUGUGAUGAAAGCAGAGGCUUGCUGAGUCUGCCUCUGGGAUGUUCAGGCAGCGCCUAUCCUCCACCCUCAGUCAAGCAUGGCGAGACUGCAGUGACACUGGACAGCAGAAUACAAUGGGCCAGUCUGAUGCACGUGGUAUGAAAGAACACGACUGUUAAACUCUCCUAAUGACCGGGACCCUUCCUACCCAGAGCGCCAGCAGCAUCGGUCCCCAGCACCGUGCGGGGUGCUGAAUUAAGUGAACGACACGGAAACACCAUCUACGCUCCAGUGCGUGAGGGAGACCCCUGUCACAACAUGACGAGGCACACGUGGCCAGCGAGAGCAAUGGGACCAGAUCCCCAUUCAGGCCGCGUCUGCUGGCAGCACAGCCACAGAGCACCACAAGAAACAGUGCGGGGUGCUGAAUCACCAGCAUGUCGGCUGCUCCGCUGCAGCUGCCCAUGGGCGCGCUUGUGCUGGGCAGAGCUGGGGCGCUUAUCCCUCAGCAGAACAUGCACUUGCUGUGGGGCAAGCGUGUGCAUCUGGGCAGGCCCUACAGUGCAGCUGAUGCACACUCUUGAUGGCACACUUAGGAGGCACACUUGCUGCCCUCGCAGGGAUGUGGUCACGCUUCUGUACCCAAAGGCUCUGGCUAAGAUUGCACGUGGCUUUCCCAGGAGAAUCGCCCUCCAAAGGUGCAGCAGCAUACGGCACUUGCCCCAGGGUAACCAUUCGGCACCUACCAUCCCUGUGGAUGUAACCUGUCUCCCAGCUCCCAGAUCAGGCAUGGCACUUGUACCCAGCACCAUGGGCACAUCCAGUGCUGCCUCGAGCAAUCCUGUUAUGUUCUGAGUAAUGUGGCACCUGUGUUCUCACCUGUGUAUUCUCUUCAUCUGGAGCCGUGUGCAUGCCGGCAGCAUUUGUGUACGUGCCUAUGUGCUUUCCUGAACAUUGCCUGGAACACAAAUAAACUGGUCAGACAAGAA